CACACUUCAGUUUACUUUAUAUGAUAUACUAGUUUGGUGUAGUCUAUCAUUCUCUGCUUUAUGGCAUGGCUAGUUUAUCACGACCAGGAUGGAGAUUAUUGCAUGUCGUGUUCUGCAGUCUCAUGACUGUUAGUAUAAUAUCUGUAAUAGGGUUUAUCGUGACAUCACAAAUGACAUUAAAAUACAAUGUCAAGAUGCCUGACAUCAACCUGUUUCGAUACGUCGUUGAUACAAAGAAGGAUGAGUUGUCUUCGAGUCAACUUGAAGGGACGAGCACGAUCACCAUAGAGACGAAAAAUGUCACCUCUACGACAAAAUCAACUAUUCGGAGAUUUCAGUCUCAAAUGGAUGCAGAUGAUGACGAUGUUGCUAGUCGUUUGAAGAAGGAAGUACGUGUGUUGUGCUGGAUAAUGACAUGCCCUGCAAAUCUUAAGUAUAAGACUGUUUCCGUAAAACGCACGUGGGCCACGCGAUGUAACGUGGUUGUAUACAUCAGCUCAACUACGGACACCAGCUUCCCGACCGUGGGGCUCAACGUCUCCGAGGGACGGGAUCAUCUUACGGAAAAAAGUAUGCAAGCGUUUAAGUACGUGUACGACAAACAUUUCAAUGACGCUGAUUGGUUCUUAAAAGCUGAUGACGACACUUACGUUAUACUAGAAAACCUUCGUUAUUUACUGAAGUCACAUUCGCAUGAGGAACCUGUUUACUUCGGACAUCAUUUCAGGGCUCAAGUAAAGCAGGGUUACCACAGUGGAGGGGCGGGGUACGUCUUGAGUAAAGAAGCCCUACGAAGGCUGGCUCUGAAAGGAAACGAUACGAAUUUGUGCCAUAAAUCUGGUCUAGACGAAGACGUAGAGAUUGGUCGAUGUAUGGAGAAUAUUGGAGUCAAAAUUGGAAACUCAACGGACGCCUUAGGGCGAACCCGGUUCCAUUGCUUCUAUCCGUCAAUGCAUUUAUCCGGAUUAUACCCUUCCUGGUAUUCCCGAUACGACACACAUGGAGGAAAAAAGAAGGGACGUGAGAGUAUCAGUGAACACGCCAUUUCCUUUCAUUAUAUCACACCCACGGAGAUGUAUUAUCUGGAUUUUUUAAUUUAUCACAUACUGCCGUAUGGUAUAUCUUCCGUUGACAAGCAUCUCAACUAACGCGCUAGACACAAAAAAUCGACAUCAUACUUUGGAAGUUAAUUGGUCUGGACACUUUUGUUUAAGAAUUCAGGAGAUUUUUUUCUGGAUAAAUGAAACCGGAAUAUUACUGUUUUCGUCCUACUUCAUGCUAAUUUCAGUGCGAUUCACCUGGUCUUUAAACAAAAACGAUGGCCUUUGAUGUAAAAGUUCGGAGAAAAUCGUGCAUUUUUUUCCAAAACGAUCUCUUAAAUUACUUGCACUUAUAUUUUUUUGUAUUUAUCUAGAAUUGUAUGCAGCAUUAAGAUAUUCCUUUGAACGAUCAUAGAUAUGAGACAACACGAAUUACUCUCACACUUGCAAUUUCUGCUAGACAGGAACAUAUGUUAAGCUGAGAAUGCAUAUGAAUAAUUACACUGUAAAAGCAACUGAAGCUGAUAAAUCCGUCCUUUCUCGAACAGGUUGCUUGACCCAACCAUUUCUUAUAGAUAUAUACGUUUAGGCCAGGAUUGAAGCUAUUUACUUUUUUCAUGUAAAAAUAUCGUCCAUGCAAAUAAAAGAAGAUACGCCAUUAUACAUAAGGAUUGCCCUGUACUUUGACGGCGUAUACGGUAGCAUAAACGCAUAUGGCAACGGUUACAUCCUAUGCCAUGCGUUAGCACUCCAUAAAGAAUAUGUUUGUUUACAACUGCAUUCAUGCUCACGUAUACGCCGUCAAAAUGUAGGCAGCACACCAUAGGAUAUAUUCGUUGCCAAAAGCGUUCAUGCUACCAUAAGCGCCGUCAAAAUGAAGGUGUUCUUUAUAUUUACAUCCAAAACGCGUUAAAAUGCUUGUACGAAGGAAACGAGAUACACAGUCGGAGUAGGUUCCUACGAUGGUAACUACGGUAGCAAACAUAACAAUUUAACGCCAAAAUAGAAUAUUUAAAAUGCAGGUAGUUCAGUUAUUUUAAUGUGCUGAUGGAUUGAAAAAUCUAUCAAGUCAGAUGAUCCUGUCUGAGAUGCGAGGAAUUUAUGUCUGUUACUGUAGACAAUAUAAGUAAGGUUUAAAUGAUCAACGGAGAGAGUUUGAAACGAAAUCCUUU
This is a messenger RNA of Mizuhopecten yessoensis (Yesso scallop), 2212 nucleotides long. RefSeq names its product glycoprotein-N-acetylgalactosamine 3-beta-galactosyltransferase 1-B-like. Gene Ontology annotation, molecular function: N-acetylgalactosaminide beta-1,3-galactosyltransferase activity. Bases 66 to 1148 code for a protein of 360 amino acids. Gene Ontology annotation, cellular component: membrane. Lineage: Eukaryota; Metazoa; Mollusca; Bivalvia; Pectinida; Pectinidae. The transcript has 4 exons. The record is from RefSeq and is a predicted model, not a curated record.